GCGUGUGCGCCGCCAGGACAGUGCUGGGCUUUGGCAUGGACCCUGAUCUUCAGAUGGAUAUUAUUGCGGAGCUGGAUCUUGUCAACACCACGCUUGGAGUCACGCAGGUGCCUGGGCUGCACAAUGCCAGCAGAGCGUUUUUAUUUCAAGAUAUAGAAAGAGAGAUCCAUGCAGCCCCUCAUGUGAGUGAAAAAUUAAUUCAGCUGUUCCGGAAUAAGAGUGAAUUCACCUUUUUGGCCACUGUACAGCAGAAGCCAUCGACUUCAGGAGUGAUACUCUCCAUUCGAGAACUGGAACACAGCUAUUUGGAACUGGAGAGCAGUGGCCUGAGAGAUGAGAUUCGCUAUCACUAUAUACAUAACGGGAAGCCCCGGACAGAAGCACUUCCAUACCGGAUGGCAGACGGACAGUGGCACAAGGUCGCACUGUCGGUUAGCGCCUCUCAUCUCAUGCUCCAUGUCGACUGUAACAGGAUUUAUGAGCGUGUUAUAGACCCUCCGGAAACAAAUCUUCCCCCAGGAAGCAAUUUAUGGCUUGGCCAGCGCAACCAAAAGCAUGGCUUCUUCAAAGGAAUCAUCCAAGAUGGGAAGAUCAUCUUUAUGCCGAAUGGAUACAUAACACAGUGUCCGAACCUAAAUCGCACUUGUCCAACCUGCAGUGAUUUUUUAAGCCUGGUACAAGGAAUAAUGGAUUUACAAGAGCUUUUGGCCAAGAUGACUGCAAAAUUAAAUUAUGCAGAGACAAGACUUAGUCAAUUGGAAAACUGUCAUUGCGAGAAGACCUGUCAAGUGAGUGGACUGCUCUAUCGGGACCAAGACUCUUGGGUGGAUGGUGACCACUGCAGGAACUGCACAUGCAAAAAUGCCGAAGGAUGUCCUGUCCCCCUCUCAAUUGUUCUCCGGACUCCCUUCCUGUGCAUAUCGCGGGCCAGUGCUGUAAAGUCUGCCGACCAAAAUGUAUCUAUGGAGGAAAAGUUCUUGCAGAAGGCCAGCGGAUUUUAACCAAGAGUUGUCGGGAAUGACGAGGUGGAGUUCUAGUAAAAAUGACAGAAAUGUGCCCUCCUUUGAACUGUUCAGAAAAGGACCACAUUCUUCCGGAGAAUCAGUGCUGCAGUGUCUGCAGAGGUCAUAACUUUUGUGCAGAAGGUCCUAAAUGUGGUGAAAACUCAGAGUGCAAAAACUGGAAUACAAAGGCUACUUGUGAGUGCAAGAAUGGUUACAUCUCUGUCCAGGGAGACUCUGCCUACUGUGAAGAUAUUGAUGAGUGUGCAGCUAAGAUGCAUUACUGUCAUGCCAAUACUGUGUGUGUCAACUUGCCUGGGUUAUAUCGCUGUGACUGUGUCCCAGGAUACAUUCGUGUGGAUGACUUCUCCUGUACAGAGCACGAUGAGUGUGGCAGCGGGCAGCACAACUGUGAUGAGAACGCCAUCUGCACCAACACUGUCCAGGGACACAGCUGCACCUGCAAGCCGGGCUACGUGGGGAACGGGACCAUCUGCAGAGCAUUCUGUGAGGAGGGCUGCAGAUACGGUGGCACAUGUGUGGCUCCUAACACAUGUGUCUGUCCAUCUGGAUUCACAGGAAACCACUGCGAGAAAGACAUUGAUGAAUGUGCCUUAAGAACUCACACCUGUUGGAAUGAUUCUGCCUGCAUCAACCUGGCAGGGGGCUUUGACUGCCUCUGUCCUUCCGGCCCCUCCUGCUCCGGUGACUGCCCCCACGAAGGAGGACUAAAGCGCAAUGGGCAGGUGUGGACCCUGAAAGAAGACAGAUGCUCUGUCUGUUCCUGCAAGGACGGGAAGAUAUUCUGUCGACGGACAGCUUGUGAUUGCCAGAAUCCAAGUGUUGACCUUUUCUGUUGCCCAGAGUGUGACACGAGAGUCACAAGUCAAUGUUUAGAUCAAAAUGGACACAAGCUCUACCGAAGUGGAGACAAUUGGACCCAUAGCUGUCAGCAGUGCCGGUGUCUGGAAGGAGAGGUAGAUUGCUGGCCACUCACUUGUCCCAGUUUGGGGUGUGAGUACACGGCCAUCUUGGAGGGUGAGUGUUGUCCCCGCUGUGUGAGUGACCCCUGCCUGGCUGAUAACAUCACCUAUGACAUCAGAAAAUCUUGCCUGGACAGCUCUGGCGUUUCGAGGCUUAGUGGCUCAGUGUGGACAAUGGCCGGCUCUCCCUGCACAACCUGUAAAUGCAAGAAUGGGAGAGUCUGCUGUUCUGUGGAUUUGGAGUGUCUUCAGAAUAAUUAAAGUAUUUAAAAUGGACUCAUCACAGGAGAAAGAUUGACAAAAUGACCAUCCAACAUGAUGAAGAAUAGUUGGUGUUUUGGUUUUUUGUUUUUGGUUUUUUGUUUUUUUUUUUUCCUACCACAGACAAUUACCAAAGUCUCCAUCUAAGGAAGGUGUUGGGGUUGCCUUUCGGACCUAGCACUUUGCUCAUUCUUGCUACCCCAGUCUAGGUGAUCUACAGUGCAGUGCAUUCAAGUCUACGGUUGUUAAAAGAAGUUUCCCCAGUUGUAACUCAUGUUUCCCUGAUCAGAUCAUUUGCAAAUACAUGUCAAUGAUGUCAUAGUAAAUGUCAAUGUGUUUUUUGGUUUUGCUUUGUAUACUGGCAAAAGAGAGACUCAGCUUUUAUUUAUUUUUUGAUUUCUGGAUCAAAUUCUAAAAAUAAAGUUGCCUGUUGUGAUUUUGUCCCAUCCACUGCAUA
Molecule: messenger RNA, 2702 nt
Organism: Tupaia belangeri chinensis (Chinese tree shrew)
Lineage: Eukaryota; Metazoa; Chordata; Mammalia; Scandentia; Tupaiidae
Gene: NELL1
Product: neural EGFL like 1
Biological process (GO): regulation of osteoblast differentiation; positive regulation of ossification
Cellular component (GO): cytoplasm
Molecular function (GO): protein kinase C binding; heparin binding; calcium ion binding
Source: RefSeq, a predicted model, not a curated record